Molecule: messenger RNA, 2273 nt
Organism: Condylura cristata (star-nosed mole)
Lineage: Eukaryota; Metazoa; Chordata; Mammalia; Eulipotyphla; Talpidae
Gene: EIF2S2
Product: eukaryotic translation initiation factor 2, subunit 2 beta, 38kDa
Exons: 9
Coding region: 170-1171 (333 amino acids)
Biological process (GO): formation of cytoplasmic translation initiation complex; formation of translation preinitiation complex; translational initiation
Cellular component (GO): eukaryotic translation initiation factor 2 complex
Molecular function (GO): mRNA binding; translation initiation factor binding; translation initiation factor activity
Source: RefSeq, a predicted model, not a curated record
AGGCGCAUUUCCAACGAUUGGAAGGCGAGGGCGGGGUGUCUUUCCUUUCGCUGAUGCAAGAGCCUAGUGCGGUGGUGGGAGAGGUAUCGGCUGGAGCAGCGCUGCCGCCAAGGCCUGGGGCUGACCCGUCCGACUUCCCAUUUGUGUUGAAGCUACCCGAGCCGCAGCCAUGUCCGGGGACGAGAUGAUUUUUGAUCCUACUAUGAGCAAGAAGAAAAAGAAGAAGAAGAAGCCUUUUAUGUUAGAUGAGGAAGGAGAUGCUCAGACAGAAGAAACUCAGCCUUCAGAAACAAAAGAAGUGGAGCCAGAGCCAACUGAGGACAAAGAUGUAGAGGCCGAUGAAGAGGACAGUAGGAAAAAAGAUGCUUCUGAUGAUCUCGAUGACUUGAACUUCUUUAAUCAGAAGAAAAAGAAGAAAAAAACAAAAAAGAUAUUUGAUAUUGAUGAAGCUGAAGAAGGUGUAAAGGAUCUUAAGAUUGAAAGUGAUAUCCAAGAACCAGCUGAACCAGAGGAUGACCUUGACAUAAUGCUUGGCAAUAAAAAGAAGAAAAGGAAGAAUGUCAAGUUCCCAGACGAGGAUGAAAUUCUAGAGAAAGAUGAAGCUUUAGAAGAUGAAGACAGCAAAAAAGAUGAUGGUAUCUCAUUCAGUAACCAGACAGGCCCUGCUUGGGCAGGCUCAGAAAGAGACUACACAUAUGAAGAGCUAUUGAAUCGAGUGUUCAACAUCAUGAGGGAAAAGAAUCCAGAUAUGGUUGCUGGAGAGAAAAGGAAAUUUGUUAUGAAACCUCCACAGGUUGUCCGAGUAGGAACCAAGAAAACUUCUUUUGUCAACUUUACAGAUAUCUGUAAACUAUUACAUCGUCAGCCCAAACAUCUCCUUGCAUUUUUAUUGGCUGAAUUGGGUACAAGUGGUUCUAUAGACGGUAAUAAUCAGCUGGUAAUCAAAGGAAGAUUCCAACAGAAACAAAUAGAAAAUGUUUUGCGAAGAUAUAUCAAGGAAUAUGUCACCUGUCACACAUGCCGAUCACCAGACACAAUUCUGCAAAAGGACACCCGACUCUAUUUCUUACAGUGCGAAACUUGUCAUUCUCGAUGCUCUGUUGCCAGCAUCAAAACCGGCUUCCAGGCUGUCACCGGCAAGCGAGCACAGCUCCGUGCCAAAGCUAACUAAUUUGCUAAUCACCACUGAUUUUUCAAAGUGUGUUGUGGAGAUUUGGCUGGACAGGUUUACCAUCAGAGUGGAAAUACCAUUGUAUUAAAAACAAGAUAGAAAUGCUGCCAAGUUCCUUGGCAUGUGGCUGGUUGAUCUGAAAUCCUUGCAAGAUGUGGAUGCUCAAGCUGUUGGCAUACUCAUUACCUACUUUAACAACUGUCAGAAACUUGAUGGGGUAAGGAGGUGCUUUUUUAAAAUCGUUCAUAGACUUCUGUAAAAUGCAAGAUAAAUUAAAGUUAUUAUAACAGUGAUUCUAUUUGAUUUGUUCUUCAGUUUUCUUUUCUAUAAAAAUUGUGCUUGAUGAAUUCAAUACAACAGCUUGUGCCUGGCAAGACUCUGUACCUUUGUUCUGAGAAACUGGACAUGGCAGGCACUUAACACUAGCCAGCCAUUUUUCUACUCCACUUCUUUAGAGCUGUACAUAAAGUAGAAACAGCUUCACAUGGGAAGGUGAUUAGAGCAAGAACUGUGACACAGCCUGUUUUCAGUGUCUUAAGGAACAAUUAUAUGGCUUUGAAUUAUUUUCAUUAUGGUGAAGAUCAUUGCCACUACCUUACUGCCAAGUACUCCAGCUGUUACCACGUGAGGGAAUACAUGGUGCUAUGUACCCUCCCUCCUUAGAACUUUCUUUAUUGGCCACUAAGCGUGUCUCGAAAAUUAGUACACUAAGAAAGCGCCUAACUGGGCAUCUUUAGGUUAGGUGAUGUGCUAUGUGCAGUGCAGAUAACUCUUAUUAGAAUCUAAGCCACCAUACUAAAGGAAGUUUUCCUUCCCAGCUUGUGUUUUGGGUUUGAAAGAGGCCUAUCACAAGUACAUUUCUAUUUUUUAAUCACUGUGACCCUUAAAGUGUUGUAAAGCACUUUGGCACUGGAGAAAGCAGAGCAUUCCCUUAAUAGACCCUGAGGGGACUACACACUGGCUAAGCUGCCAAGGCUGUCCCCGAUGAACUCAACUACUGUUUAUAAUGCCAUCUUGACCCCCUUUUGUACCUAUACCCACACAAUUUCCAAUGUUGGAUGUUAAUGGUGUGAAUAAAGCAAGGAUCAUGCCUCUUGUGUAA